This is a messenger RNA of Symbiodinium sp. CCMP2592, 483 nucleotides long. The record is from the annotation of a GenBank genome assembly. Lineage: Eukaryota; Dinophyceae; Suessiales; Symbiodiniaceae.
AUGCCCGGCGAUCACAAGACGGCGCAGGAGACUGCCGAAUAUGUCGUCCCGACCUCUACUACAGAUUUGGAGGAAGUCCUUAGCCCCGCCGGAGGGAGCUCCGGUAAUGGCGAAGUCGAGCCGCUGAGCCCGGAAAGCGAAGGCGGCACAUAUCCACCCGGGCUCCCUCAUCCCCUGGGAUCCAUGGAGCACGACAGCAGCAGCAAGUUCAAGCACGGUGCUGGGACGGCGAAGCCGAAGAGCGGACCUCAUGCCGACACCGCAUCCAAGUCCCCGAGAUAUGUCAACUUAGACUUCGUUGCUACUCCUUUUGUGGAGACAUUGGAUGUCGCACUACCUCAGAAGCUGCCGCUCCCGCUGUUUCAGGGCCCGGCGAAGCUGGAGACUCAUCCCUUUGACCGAUCUCUUCACGAUCGGGGAGAAUGCAAGCCCUGCGCUUGGUUCUGGACGCCUGGCGGCUGCCAGAAGGGUGACUCGGCCUGA